UUCGCGGCGCCGCGGCCGCGCGCUCUCGCACACUCCACACGCUGCUCUCUAGCCGGCCGGUCGCGCGCCUUCCUCCGCUCUCUCGCGACUCUCCGCCAGCCGUCCGCCGUCCGUCGCACACGUAGUAUUGAUCGACUGGACAAAGGAACUGACCACCAGUUCGCAAGAAACCCUCCGACGGUGCGCACCACCACCCGCCGUCGCAGCGAGAGACACACAACAACAAACGCGAUUCAAAUGCGCGCGCGCUCGCUGCUGAUAUUCAUUCAUAAACGCAAACAAAAACUUUUCACCGCGCGUGUGAGUGAGUGCUGACUGAAGUUUUAAGUGAGUGAGACAAGUGUAUGUGUGUGUACAUCUUCUUGUCGUCGUCGUCGUCGUCCUGUUGCGUCCGCCCACGCGUGCCGUUGCGAUACUACUACUGACUUUACGAGUUUUAAUAACUCGUGGAAAACUUUGCAACUAGCCGGGCGCACGCGCUCCCGCUCUGCUGAGAGGAAAAGUGGAAAUCGAAAUCUCAUCUGCUGCGCGCGGCAUAAACAAACAAACCACAACGUGGUUGAAUUAAUCAGCUGCCGCCGCCGCAGUUUGUGUUGUUUUCCAACGGAUCGGAUACCCGCGACUGCGCUCGCACCGAGUGCGUGUACAUCCGCGCGGCUUCUCCCACCACCACCACCACCGGCCGCAAUUGUAUACACCGCGGCGGUGCACGUGGUUGUGUGCCCCUGUGCUACUGUGCUACCGUCUUCAGUUCGGUGCAUGUUGUGUUGAGACGAUGAUGCUGUCGACGAAGGCAGGCAAGCGCCCGCUGCGCUCGCUGACUGCACACGAGAAACUCGAGGCGAUCAGACGUGUGCACGACGGCGAAAGUAAAGCGUCGGUCGCGCGCGAUAUUGGUGUGCCCGAAUCAACCCUUCGCGGCUGGUGCAAGAACGAAGAGAAGAUCUCCUACAUUUCACGGCAAUCAUCGCCGGACACCGACGACUCCAUGCACAUGCUCUACGAGCCCAAAGAGAAGAAAAUCAAGCUCUCCGAUAUGGACACCCCCUUCAAUCUGAGCCUCAAGAGUGUCGACGGGUUGGAUAAACCAAUUAAUCUAAAAAGUGAUAGCACCUCAAAGAUGCUCAGCGAACGUGAGCGCAAUCGCGCCGAAUUGGCUCGCAUCAGCGUGGAGUUGGGCCUGAAUCGGCCGGAAAUGUACUCGGCGGGAAAUUCGCUCGCUGAUCUCACCUCCAACAUUGGCCUGCUCAGCCAAUGGAAUAAUUUGCUGCUCCAGCAAGCGACGAGUACGGCAGCGGCGAGUUCAUCCAAGAAAAAGAUCGCCGCAGCCGACACCAGCUCAAAUGUGAUCACCUCCUCGAACAACCUGCUUACCACCUUCAACAAAGACUCCACCACCAGCAGUAGCAGCAAACUCAAUGGUCUCGACCUCCCGAAAUUGGACUCGCAGAAAUCCGUUGAGGAUUCCGUCUGGUACUGGCUCAAAACCCAUCAGAUGCUCGGAUUCAACCAAGGUACCAAUCUGCUUGGUAAUCUUCCAUCAUCCACCUCAAACACAAGCAGUUCCAUGACGCUGCCGCCCACCAGCUCAACGACGGACCAAAACAGCUCCUGGUUCUGGAAGUGGUACAAGCAGUACACGCAAGCAGCCCAACAACUCCAACAACAACACCAGCAACAGCAACAAGCAGCAUCCCAACAAUUACAACCGCAACAGAACGCGCAGGCGAUCCUCUACCAGCAGUUGACAAAGGAAGCCAAGGAGGCCAAGUCCGCCGAGUCGCCCAAAGCUGCCGAACCGUCGGCGAGCGCGGAUAACGCCGAGAAUCAGAACAAGGCCGAGACACAGGGUGAGAAACCACAGAGUAAUACGAAUAAAGCGCGCGCCGUAUUGGACAACCUUCUGCUGAACAACAACAACGUCCAGCAGACCAAUUGCAACGGCGGCAAAGACGCCGGCGACGAUCUCUCGCAAACCGAGGCGAUCGAGCACGGCGAGAAGUUCCUCAAAUGGCUAGAGUGCUGCAGCGAACCAUCAGUCACCGCUAUGCAAAUCAUGCAGUUCCGCGGGUUGAUCAACAACAUUAAGACCGGCGCGGAUCGCAAGAACGGCGACGUGCAAAAGACAAAAGUCCGUCGGAAAUAAACCACCACCACCACCGCCGACGACGACGACUUGAUAUUCAAUUUCUCCAAUGAAGGCUUGUGUACAGCUCAAACCAAAUUCGUAAUUUAAUAAAUAUUAUUAGUAAAAUCACGCGUUUCGACAAACGGAGGUGAGAAAAUGGCGAAAAGAAUUGAAAAAAUCACAUAUAUAAAUAGUUGAAGCGUUUUUUAUGUAGUCUAUGUAAAAUUCUAUUUGCUAAUUCGAUAUCCGACGAUUUGUAAAGAUUUAAAAAGUAAAUUUCAUCCUUCGAAUGCCAGUGUUACCAAAAAAAAGCAGAAAAUAAUUCACUCGAUGCGAAUGCCCGCGACUGUGACUGACAAAACACUUUUUAGUCAUUUGUACCAUACCGAUUACUUAUCAUUAUUAUCGAAUAGAUUGUAUUAGAGUGCCAAAUAAUAAUUAUCGCAAACCGAGCGCGAAUUAUUUGAUUAACAUCGCGGUCAUAAUCUCGCGCGCACUUUUCGCUGAUUGCGUUUCGCAGGUUGUGCGCCGCGCUAGAGUUAAUUUUCCGACUGAUUAUAUUUUGAUUGAAAACACUAAUAUUGAUCUCAUAUUUUAUGUUUAAUGAACCGCAUACGGAUUGACACACCCGAUGCCAAAGUAUUAUUAUAUAAUUAUACCCCGAUCACGCUUUGUAAAUUAUUUUCAAACCAAUUUUUGUCCAAUUUUUAUGUAAAUAUAAUUAAAUUUUUCCUAUAAUUGUGUAGCCUCUUUGCAAAACGACACACUAUUGUAAAUAUACUUGUUACUUAAACUGACGAUUGCAAAGAGAAUUUUAUGAAAUGCAACCAAAUGUUUGUGCUUAUUUUCCACACACACACACUAAUCACAAAACACUUUGUUAACAAAACAAGAAAAAAUCUGUAUUACUAUUAAAUUAAAGCAGCACAAAUUUUUAGACGUUGCUGCAAAUCAUGUGAAUUGAACACGAAAGGAAAUGAUAAAAAAAAUUGUACAGUUAACUAUAAUUAACUAUUUAGUCAUUUUUGAUAGUCCUAUAUAUUUAGUUUUGAACGCAUUAAAAAAAAUUGUAAAAUUUGUUAUUUGUUCAGUGAAGUUUUCAUAUAAGAAUGACGACGAUGUAAAGCGAAAGAUUCGGAAGUAAAUCAAAAUUGUGAAGCAAGAUAAGCGCGAAAUAAAAAAUCUAUGAAGGCACGUGACUUUGUAUUUUUAAAACUUUUUGGAGAGACGAAAAAAAAAAACGAAUUACCGAAAGUCUUGCACAUCACUUUUACAUAAAUAAUAUUAUAUGUGAGUAAACACACACAAUUGCAGUCGAAUGUGAAAUAUUUGAAGCAAAAAUUGAUAUUUUUCUGUAUAAAAACAAAGAGUCAUAACACUUUCAAACUUAUCUUCGUUUACAUUCAUUAAAUAUGUUUCUAAUUA
Molecule: messenger RNA, 3553 nt
Organism: Dalotia coriaria
Lineage: Eukaryota; Metazoa; Arthropoda; Insecta; Coleoptera; Staphylinidae
Gene: dan
Product: protein distal antenna
Exons: 1
Coding region: 776-2146 (456 amino acids)
Molecular function (GO): DNA binding
Source: RefSeq, a predicted model, not a curated record